Molecule: messenger RNA, 1316 nt
Organism: Kogia breviceps (pygmy sperm whale)
Lineage: Eukaryota; Metazoa; Chordata; Mammalia; Artiodactyla; Physeteridae
Source: RefSeq, a predicted model, not a curated record
AGGGAGCUCUCAGGUUUGGGGCUGGGAACCAGAUGGGGCAUGAAUCCAGGAGCUCAGGGAACAGUUUGGGGAGGGGGCACCUGGACUAAGUGGAAGCAGUUUUCUCACUGGCCUUUUCCUACAGGUGGUUGCAUUUUUGGCAAUGGUCUUGGGAACCCACGCCCUCCAUUUGUGGCCCCAGAAGGGCUGUACCCACUGGCCCAGCUGCUGCCCCAGCAAAGGACAGAACCCCACUGAGGAGUGGUUGAAGUGGAACACUGUGCUCAUGCCUCCCCCAGAGACCACCAGCCUUGCCCACCACCCGGAAUCCUGCAAGGCCAGUGAAGACGGACCGCUCAGCAGCCGGUCCAUCGCCCCCUGGAGAUACGAGUUGGACAGAGACUUGAACCGGCUCCCCCAGGAUCUGUACCACGCACGUUGCCUGUGUCCACGCUGCGUCAGCCUCCAGACAGGCUCCCACAUGGACCCCCUUGGAAACCCGGAGCUGCUCUACCACAACCAGACUGUCUUCUACAGGCAGCCGUGCCCUGGAAAGCAGGGCGCCCGUGAUGGCUACUGCCUGGAACGCAGGCUCUACCUCGUCUCCUUGGCUUGUGUGUGCGUGCGGCCCCGUGUGAUGGCCUAGCUGGGCCGCCCGUGCCUGGUCCCUGGUCAAACACUGGAGCUGGGUGUACAACCACCUGCUGCCACGGUGAGCCAGGACGCCCGAACGCUCAGUCCCUCCAAAGCACCACCUGGAGCCCCAGGAUCUUGGGACAAGAUGGGGGACUUUGCAGAGAACCGCACUUUGCACUUUUUGAAGUGGAUGGGAAAUGCACGGUGAAUCCAAGGCAGCAGCAGUGGCUGCUUAUGGCCCCUGGAAACUGACAUCCUGGCAUUUCCUCCCGGGAAAAGUCUUCAAAGAUCUGCCUGUUUCUGUCUCUUCUUUCCUCCCACUCCCAGAUGCACUGGUGCAGUGCAGGGACUUUCUGAAAUUUUUCCCUUUGCCAACGGAGAGCCCUUCAUUUCAUUUGUUUGUUCGUUCAUUCAUUCAUUCAUCAAACACACAGUGAACAUCUGCUUUGGAUGCUCUACCUCACACAUCCUGGUAUAGUUACUAGUCUUUUGACAUGAGUGCCUCUGAGGAAGAGGCUGUUACUGAGCAUAGAGAGAAUUAUCCGAAUAAAUAAUCUGUAUUUAAAAGUGGCCUGUACGAUGGGAAGACACAGACCUACUAGAGCACGGACUUGAGGAUAUGGGGAGGGGGAAGGGUAAGCUGGGACAAAGUGAGAGAGUGGCAUGGACAUAUAUACACUACCAAACGUAAAAUAGUUAGC